AUGAAAGAAGCGUCUACAGAAGAAAUAAUCUUACCAAGAGAAAAUUAUUUAUCAAAGAAGUCUCGAUUUCUUCUUUGGAGUUGUUUUAUCAUUCCAAUGUGUAUUCUUCUUGCUGUUAUCAUUUAUAUUAUAUUCAGUCGUAUUCAUGCAACAUUUUAUUUCAUUGAUGACAAUUCUAGCAUUGAAACAACAGUUACACCCGAACAAUCAACAAAAACGACUCGGCGCCAACUGAUCACGACUAAAGCGGCAACAACAUCCAAUCCAAACACUAUUUCACGUGCUAUUCCAUGCAAUCCAAUGAAAUUCUCAAAUUAUUCAAGUUAUUCAUAUGGAGUUAAUCCUUGGGCAAUUAGUAGUGGUUAUUUAGAUGAAGAUUGUUAUCUUGAUAUAGUUGUUGGUUCACAAGGUGACGAAUAUUUUGCAUUUUAUUAUGGAAAUGAAAAUGGAACAUUUCAAUCUACAAUCAAUCAUACAGCUUCAAAAUCACAUUUUUUAAUGAUUAAAGAUAUGAAUAAUGAUAAUAAACUCGAUAUAGUUGCAACUCUGUUCGAAACUGAUUCAAUUGGAAUUAUAAUAAACUAUGGAAAUCGAAGUUUUAGUUCGUUAAAACAAUAUCCAGUUGGAAAUUACGAUGUUCAUUAUAAUCCAUAUUGGCUUGAUGUCUCAGAUUUUAAUAACAAUUCAUUGAUGGAUGUUGUUGUUGUUAAUGAUCAUGAUUCUUCUAUUACUGUUUUUUAUGAUUAUCAUAAUUUAUCGUUCAGUUAUUCGCACAUGCAUCAAGCUGGACAUGACUGUACAGCUGUAUCAGUUGCAGAUUUCAACAAGGAUUCCUAUAUUGAUUUUGUCGUUACUGAUUACAGUGAUAAUACAAUCAGUAUUUAUAUAAAUGAAGGAAAUGGAUUAUUUAAACCUAGAAAAGCAUAUUCAGCCGGAAUCACACCAUGGGGUGUAAAAGUUGCAGAUUUCAACAAUGACUCUUUUAUAGAUAUUGUUACCGCUAAUUAUGCUGUAGGUAUGAUAUCGAUUCUAUUUAAUGAUGGAGGAGGACAUUUUUAUAAACGAGAUUCUUAUUAUAUUAAUGGACUUGCAGUAACAAUUGCAUUAGCUGAUUUAAAUAAUGAUACAUUUCUGGAUAUUAUGGCUGUUACUGAAGGCGAUGGUUUUAUUUAUAUUUUAUUAAAUAAUCAAGAUGGAACAUUUCUUGAAUAUCAAAAAAUUCCCACUGAUACUGGUUUGGUUGCCCUCACAGUGGGCGAUUUUAAUAAUGAUAGAAAAAUAGACAUUGCUGCUGGUAGUGAUGACACUGGUAAUUUGAAUAUUCUUUUAAAUCAAUGUUAA
Messenger RNA from Adineta ricciae, 1341 nucleotides. The record is from the annotation of a GenBank genome assembly. NCBI's taxonomy places the organism in Eukaryota, Metazoa, Rotifera, Eurotatoria, Adinetida, Adinetidae.